AACCUAAAAAAUUCCAUCCUUUCUCCCCCAAGAGAAGAGAGCAUGAGGAAACGAAACCUUUACGCAUGGGGAGUCGCUAUUCUCUGUUUCGUGGUGUUAAUGAUCGCCACUCCAGCUAUCCCCCAAUCCCAGGAGUACCAUAAUUUCGCCGAUCAACGCCAAUUCUUCGGUAUACCGAAUACGUUAAACGUUGUUUCGAAUUUUCCCUUCAUAGUUAUUGGUGUUAUAGGUCUCGUAUUGUGUUAUUAUAACAACUAUUUCGAGUUGAGUUUGCAAGGUGAACUGUGGGGUUGGACUUGUUUUUUCAUUGGUGUGGCUGCUGUUGGGGUUGGUUCCUCGUACUAUCAUCUCGACCCGGAUGAUGCUCGGCUUGUGUGGGAUAGAUUGCCGAUGACAAUUGCAUUCACAUCAAUCAUGGCAGUAUUUAUCAUUGAAAGAAUUGAUGAGCAGAAGGGAACAGUUUCCAUCAUACCACUGCUGCUGGCUGGUGUAAUCAGUAUCUUGUACUGGAGGCAAGCAUGCUGCUUAAUUCUCCUUUCUUUCGAAAAAAUAGUUUCUUUUGUCACAGUCCAUAUCUUGUUGUUCGAUGAUCUCCGACCUUAUGCCGUCAUCCAGUUUGUUCCUUGCAUUGUCAUCCCCAUCAUGGCUAUCUUGUUGCCACCAAUGUACACACAUUCUACGUAUUGGCUUUGGGCAGCAGUAUUCUAUCUUUUAGCUAAGAUAGAAGAAGCAAUGGAUAAAGUAAUAUACGAAUGGACUCAUCAUAUUGUAAGUGGGCACACCCUUAAGCACUUGUGUGCUGCCAUGGUUCCUGUGUUUUUGACACUUAUGCUGGUGAAGAGGACGACUGAAACAAACAGGAUAAGCCUACUGAAGACAUGGAAGGUUUCAUGGACAAAGGUGAAGGAAAAUGGUUCCACGGUGGAAAGUCGUGAUUAUACCUACACCACUGUUCAAUCUGAGGAUCCACAUUCGCAUUGACCUGCAGCUCUAUUUCUUUCUAACUAGAUUCAUACUCUCAUGUGACAAGAAAGUUGAACAAAUAAGUUAUGAAAAAAUUUGAACAACAUGUUACUCCUAAAACUGCCAUGUUUGUAAAUACUUACAUAGCAAAAAGAUCUUAUUUGGUUAAAACAUGCUUCAAGUCCUUUGAUAUUUAUACAUUUGAAAUUUAAAAUUUUAAUUCUAAUU
Molecule: messenger RNA, 1191 nt
Organism: Hibiscus syriacus
Lineage: Eukaryota; Viridiplantae; Streptophyta; Magnoliopsida; Malvales; Malvaceae
Exons: 7
Coding region: 43-981 (312 amino acids)
Biological process (GO): ceramide metabolic process
Cellular component (GO): membrane
Molecular function (GO): hydrolase activity, acting on carbon-nitrogen (but not peptide) bonds, in linear amides
Source: RefSeq, a predicted model, not a curated record